AUGGCCGAAGAAAAGGCUACAGGCCAGACCUGGAACACGAUUCCACCUGAGCUUCGUCUCGAAAUAUACAAGAAGCUGUGGUUGCCACGCACAGUGGCCAUCUAUCGGUGCGCACACCACGACAUCAAUAACUAUUUCGAACGGGGACUUCUCAAUCUGGCUCAGAGCCAACACCGAGACAAGUUCGAGCAGGACGUCGCCAUCGACGCCCUCUCCGUAGCCUCGCACUGCCCAGCAAUCCAAGUUCCUCACGAGGAUCCCGUGCUCGAUCUCAACCAUGAUCCCUAUACCCCAGGAAACGGGUUCCUUUGCGGGGCUCACAACCGCUGGGAUGCAACUACCACCACCGCCUCUUUACAGCUACCACCACCGCCUCUUUACAGCACCACCACCUUUGCCCGCGUCGACAGGAGCACCCUCGUCCCCAUCACGCUCUGGAUCGACCGGGAGUCGCGCGCCGAGACGCUCAAGCACUACCGGCUCGCCUUUGCGCUGCGCGGCGGCGAGUCGCGCGUCUACUUCAACUUCCGGCUCGACACCCUCCGCAUCCCCGUGCACGGCAAGCUGUGGCGGCUGGUGCAGCGCCGCGACCUGCAGGACCUCGAGAGGCUGAGGAUGAUCGGCACGGCCGACGACCCUUCGGGAUCGCGCUCGCGCAGCGUCAACCCCGCCCCGGCGACCACGCACAACCCAGCCGAGCCGCCGGCGGCCAUGGGCUCUCUCCUGCGCGCCCUCUGCCCGCGGCUGCGCCACGUGACCAUCGAGCCGGCGUGGGCGUGUGCACGCAACGACCUGGCCUGGCGGCGGCACGAGAUGAAUGAGAACAUCGUCAUCUUCAACCAGCAGGAGCUGAGAGAGCUCGAGAUCGGCUGUUCGUGUUGUGCGUGGAAUCAUGGCCACAGGCCGUGCGGCGUGCUCCUUCGGCGGCUCCACGAGCUCAGGUGGUUGGUCGACAUACCGCUGAUCAUGCCUAGGAGCAACAUGCCCUCUGAGCCGGGACUUUUGCUCACGUUUCACAGCUCGCGGCCGAUAGACGACUUUGUCAAUGGCGGCGACGAUGGCUACGGCGUGCCCGGAUAUGUCAAGAGUGAAGAGGCGUAUCUAGACCUGGACGAAGCCAAGGUGGCGAGCACGCUAUUCCUAGAUGGGCAGCACCCGCGCGCCAGCGUAGAGGAGGACUUCCACCGGCUCUGCACCAUCAACGCCAUGCAGUACAACCUCAAAUUGGCUUUCGACUUGACUACUCACCCUGCGGGUCAGAUGAACAACUCCAUAGACUUCAAGUUCCAGUUUCCACCUAGUGUCUCAGACCAAAGAACAAUUUUAUGGGUGCGUUCAUUGAUCGACAGUAAUCCGGAUGCAUCCAUGUCAAUGCUGCAGUAUGUUCUGAAGUUGCAAAUGGCUGGACAGUCGGACAGAGCUCGAUCCAGGCAAUACACGAAUUUGUAG
Pyricularia grisea is the source of this 1449-nucleotide messenger RNA. RefSeq lists its product as uncharacterized. The transcript is spliced from 2 exons. Lineage: Eukaryota; Fungi; Ascomycota; Sordariomycetes; Magnaporthales; Pyriculariaceae. The record is from RefSeq and is a predicted model, not a curated record. Bases 1 to 1449 code for a protein of 482 amino acids.